AUGAAUGCAAUCAGAAGCAGUUCAGCAUCAUCGUCGUCAGGAUUUCAGAUGCCACUCCACUAUCCAAGGUUCAAGAAGAAAGACUACGAGACGAUGCCUGAGUGGAGGCUGGAUUGUUUGCUUAAGGAGUACGGUCUGCCUGUUGUUGGGGAUGCCGAUGAGAAGAGGAAGUUCGCCAUGGGAGCUUUUCUUUGGCCUUCAGAGCAGUGA
Linum tenue is the source of this 210-nucleotide messenger RNA. The record is from the annotation of a GenBank genome assembly. Lineage: Eukaryota; Viridiplantae; Streptophyta; Magnoliopsida; Malpighiales; Linaceae.